This is a messenger RNA of Indicator indicator, 2818 nucleotides long. It is a transcript of the gene PMS1, whose product is annotated as PMS1 homolog 1, mismatch repair system component. Bases 1 to 2805 code for a protein of 934 amino acids. Gene Ontology annotation, biological process: mismatch repair. Gene Ontology annotation, cellular component: MutLalpha complex. The transcript has 12 exons. The record is from RefSeq and is a predicted model, not a curated record. Gene Ontology annotation, molecular function: ATP-dependent DNA damage sensor activity; ATP hydrolysis activity; ATP binding. Lineage: Eukaryota; Metazoa; Chordata; Aves; Piciformes; Indicatoridae.
AUGAAACAGCUGCCAGCAGAGACUGUUCGUCUGCUUUCAAGUUCUCAGGUGAUCACAUCAGUUGUUAGUGUGGUGAAGGAGCUGAUAGAAAAUUCCUUGGAUGCAGAUGCCACAAAUAUUGAUAUUAAACUGGAGAAUUACGGGUUUAACAGAAUAGAAGUAAGAGACAAUGGCAACGGAAUCAAGGCUGCUGAUGUCCCAGUUAUGGCAGUUAAACACUACACCUCCAAAAUCAGCUCUUCUGAGGACCUGGACAGGUUGACAACGUAUGGUUUCCGUGGGGAAGCUUUGGGGUCAGUUUGCUCUAUAUCAGAGGUUUUGAUCACAACCAAGACAGCUGCUGAUGAGUUCAGCACUCAGUAUGCUUUGGAUAGCACUGGGCACAUAACUUCGAAAAAGCCUUCCCAUCUUGGGCAAGGUACUACCGUAACAGUCCUAAAGUUGUUCAAGAAUCUUCCUGUGAGAAAGCAGUUUUACUCAACAACUAGAAAAUGUAAGGAAGAGCUGAAAAAAGUCCAGGAUCUCCUGACAGCAUAUGGUAUCAUAAAACCAGAGCUGAGGAUAACCUUAACACAUAAUAAGGCAGUUAUUUGGCAGAAGACCAGGGUGUCAGAUCACAAAAUGGCCUGUAUGUCAGUUCUGGGAACAGCCAUUAUGGGCAGUAUGGUGCCUUUUCAACACUGCUGUGAAGAUCCUGAGAUAAACCUUUCUGGAUUUCUCCCAAAAGCUGAGUCAGACAGUUCCUUGACAAGCCUUUCAAGUUCAGAAAGGAGUUUCAUUUUUGUGAAUAAUCGUCCAGUUCAGCAGAAGGAAAUACUGAAGCUCAUUCGACAGUACUACAGCCUGGUGAUGCGCAAGGAUUGUACUCGUUUGUAUCCUGUUUUCUUUCUGAAUAUUACUGUGCCUGCCUCUGCUGUGGAUGUGAAUGUAACACCUGAUAAAACUCAAGUCUUGCUGCAUUAUAAGGAAUCUGUCUUGCUUGCUGUGGAAAAUGUGUUGAAAUCACUGUACGGGCCACUACCUGCUGCAGUCCCUGGUGAAAGUAAUAAAACAGAUGUUACCUCUGAAGACAUGUUUGCUCCUAGAACAGAGCAAACAGAUGUGAUGGUUAAUGAAAUGGGACCAUCUGGAAACGAUGAUCCCUGUGUUCAUACUUCAUUCCUUUCACUCAGCAGCGAUGUGCAAAACUGUCAAGCAGGAAAAAACACAGAGAUCUGCUUAAAUCAUCAGACAUUUCGUGGUGAUAAUGUACAUAGUGGCCUGGACAAGAGAGAGGUUUUGAAGAGUGAUGCCUUUCCAGACAGUUCCUUCAAUUUAUUGUGUGAGGAGGAACAGAAUGGGCAGAAUCUGACUGAUACUGCAAGUAAUGGUGUUCCCGUGGACCCCAAGGCUGCAAAAGUUGAUGAGCGACUUUUGAGUUGUGACAGUAUUGAUAAAAUAGUAAAACAUGAGGAAUCCUUAGUCCCUAAAUCCCCCCCUGGAAUCUCUGCUGAUCAUUGGAGUAGGGGAAGUGCAUUUAAAAAUCCUCUAGGAGACAACCUGGAACCUGUUAAAAUUUUGAUUCCUGAAGUUGAGGGAACAGUGAAUGAGUUUCAGAAUGAACAUAAUGGUGACGAGAGCAAUCACCCACAAAUCUCCCUUCAAAGCACAAAGAAAAGAAAUGUCAUAAGUGAUAAAUUUGGCCACGUGACAGGUUAUGAUUUAAUUAGCAGUAGAAUAAUAAAGAAGCCAAAGUCUGCAGUUGGAUUUUUCACUGAAGAACAUCGCCCAGAAGUGAUGGCUGAUAAUCCAAAGACCAGCAUGGAUGACAUCCUUCUCCUAAUUGAAGAGAAGUGGAAGAAUUUGAAUGAAGAGGAAAAAAAGAAUUAUGAAAUGAAGGCUGCUAAAGACAUGGAAAGGUACAACAGAGAGAUCAAGAAAGCUGUGGGACAGAGGGGGCAUCGACCAACUAAGGAGGCAGAAAAACAGAAACCCAGACUGAAGGCUUCCCCAUCUGACCAGCAGAAGCUUGACAAGAUAUUUCAUGCUCAAAUUGAAAAGAAGAGGAAACCUGAAGAGCCUACCAAAGUCGUCACAGUGCCUUUUUCUAUGAGUUCCUGUAGACAACACCUUCAGAGACGCCAGAGAAAUGAUUCAGAUGAAGAGGAGCUUUUCUUGAUCCGUUGUCAGAGUUUUCCUGAUGUCUGGAUAUUUGCUACUGACAAAAAGCUAAUGUUGCUGAACCCAUAUAGAUUGGAAGAAGCCCUCUUGUGUAAAAGAUUACUGACGAAUCAUAAGCUUCCAGUAGAGAAACUGGACAAGCCAAUUGUGCUAACAGACAGUCUCGUUGGUGGAGCUCAGUAUAUGGCUGCUCUUUAUAAAAUGCAGAAGGAUUACCAGAGUUUCAAUGGAUCAAGUCAUUUGUCAGAUCCAAGGCUUGUGGCAAAUGGAUUCCAGAUAAUAAUGAUAGAAGGUGCUUCAGCUGCAGAAAGUCAUCUGGAAAUAAAAGGGCUGGCAAACUGUCUGCCAUAUUAUGGUAUUUCUGAUUUGAAAGAAAUUCUGAAGGCAGUAGUUAAUGGAAAUGCAAAGGAGGUUUAUGAAUGUAGACCCCUCAAAGUGAUAAGUUACUUGGAGGGAGAAGCAGUGCGUUUAGCUCGGCAGCUGCCCUUGCACUUAUCAAAAGAAGAUGUGCAAAACACCAUUUACAGGAUGAAGCAACAGCUUGGAAAGGAAAACAAAGGCUGUGUCCAUGGUCGUCCUUUUUUUCAUCACUUAACAGAUAUUCCAGAAGCUUACAAGCACAACUCCAUGGAAAUUAGUCAAUAAAUGGAACACUUUG